Molecule: messenger RNA, 1723 nt
Organism: Callorhinchus milii (elephant shark)
Lineage: Eukaryota; Metazoa; Chordata; Chondrichthyes; Chimaeriformes; Callorhinchidae
Product: 26S proteasome regulatory subunit 4
Exons: 9
Coding region: 301-1404 (367 amino acids)
Biological process (GO): proteasome-mediated ubiquitin-dependent protein catabolic process
Cellular component (GO): proteasome regulatory particle, base subcomplex
Molecular function (GO): ATP hydrolysis activity; ATP binding; proteasome-activating activity
Source: RefSeq, a predicted model, not a curated record
AAGGCUGGUACAAAUGGCAUUGAAAAGAGCCAACACGGACACGAUGGCCACCCUUCUGUGCUGUAAAUGUCUCCGGUUCGGUGGGUUGGGUCGGGUUGGCAGUCGAGACUGAGCUGUAGCUGUGAACGUCUCUCGUAGGAUAAGAAGAAGAAGUAUGAGCCGCCUGUGCCAACGAGAGUCGGAAAGAAAAAGAAGAAAACCAAAGGGCCGGACGCUGCCAGCAAAUUGCCCUUAGUCACUCCUCACACCCAGUGCCGACUCAAGCUGCUCAAGCUGGAGAGAAUAAAGGAUUACCUGUUAAUGGAAGAGGAAUUCAUCAGAAACCAGGAACAGAUGAAACCGCUCGAAGAAAAGCAAGAGGAGGAGAGAUCGAAAGUGGACGACCUGAGAGGGACCCCGAUGUCGGUGGGAACCCUGGAGGAGAUCAUCGACGACAACCACGCCAUCGUCUCCACGUCCGUGGGCUCGGAGCACUACGUCAGCAUCUUGUCGUUUGUGGAUAAGGACCUGCUGGAGCCUGGCUGCUCUGUCCUCCUUAACCACAAGGUCCACGCUGUUAUUGGGGUACUCACAGACGACACAGACCCUCUGGUGACAGUGAUGAAGGUGGAGAAAGCGCCACAGGAGACGUACGCUGACAUUGGGGGUCUGGACAAUCAGAUCCAGGAAAUCAAGGAAUCUGUGGAACUCCCGCUCACCCAUCCCGAAUAUUAUGAGGAAAUGGGAAUUAAACCUCCCAAAGGUGUUAUUUUGUAUGGAGCGCCUGGCACAGGCAAGACCCUCUUGGCCAAAGCAGUAGCCAACCAGACCUCGGCCACCUUCCUGCGUGUGGUGGGCUCCGAACUCAUUCAGAAAUACCUGGGGGACGGCCCCAAGCUGGUGCGGGAGCUGUUCAGGGUGGCUGAGGAGCACGCCCCCUCCAUCGUCUUCAUCGAUGAGAUUGAUGCCAUCGGUACAAAAAGGUACGAUUCCAAUUCAGGCGGAGAGAGAGAGAUCCAGAGGACGAUGCUGGAGCUCCUGAACCAGUUGGACGGGUUUGACUCGCGAGGCGACGUGAAAGUCAUCAUGGCCACAAACCGUAUCGAAACGCUGGACCCAGCUCUCAUCAGGCCAGGGAGAAUUGACCGUAAGAUCGAGUUCCCUCUGCCGGACGACAAGACGAAGCGGCGGAUUUUCCAGAUCCACACGACCCGGAUGACGGUGGCGCUAGACGUGAAUCUGGACGACCUGAUUCUGGCCAAAGACGAUCUGUCUGGAGCGGACAUUAAGGCGAUCUGCACAGAAGCUGGGCUGAUGGCACUGCGUGAGCGCAGAAUGAAGGUGACAAACGAAGACUUCAAGAAGUCGAAAGAAAAUGUUCUGUACAAAAAGCAGGAGGGAACACCUGAGGGCCUGUACCUCUGAUUACCGCAGCAACAGCACAACCACCUCCUCUUUCCCCUCCUCUCUCCCCCCUCCCUUUCUCCUCUCUUCCUCCUCCCUUUCUCCUCUCUUUCCCCUCUCUCCUCCCCCUUCUUUUCUCUCCGCCCCCCCCCUCCUCCUCUUACCCUUCCCUUGAGAUAUCACAAAAGGAUUCAAGCUCCAGUUUCAAUGUGGAGUAUGUUGGAUAGUUUGAAAUGUAAUCCUUGUGAGUGUGUGCGCGUGUACACAAUAUGCAGCAGCUGUGAGUAAAUACUCUGUGUACAUCGCAUCUUGAAUAAAGUAUACUGGACGUGUUUUGAAA